UUCACACGUCGGAAGUCACUCUCUGGGCGUCAAAACAACACUACUUAACGUAUAAAUAAAUAGUGAAUCACUCGUUAUAAUCAACACAAUUAUUAACGUAUACUAACCAACAAACCAAAAGUCAUUUAUAGUAUAAAACGUGGUGAAAAUAAACUUAAUAUAAGUUUACAAAUAUUAUAACUUAUAACUUCAUACAUUACAAUGGCUUCCAUAAUACAUAACACGGAUAACCAACAUAUAGUGUCGCCAAAACACUCGGACACAGACCCGACAGCGCAGGAAUUGAUCAAAGAAGUGCGGCAACUGUUCCUGGACUCGGCCCGGGAGGGGGACUGCGAUCUAUACGAUCCAAACGAUGUACACACUGUCCGCACCAAUGACUACGCUAUCCAUCGGUUUUUAAUGGCCAACGAUAUGAACGCCAAACAGGCCUACAGUCAGCUCCGGGAGGCGUAUCGAUGGCGCCGGGAGUUUCCCGUUCACCGGGACUUUAGCCACUGUGGGGUAGAGGUGUUCAGGUGUGGCGCUAUGUUUAUAUUUGCCGCGGAUAGAGAUGGCCGUCCAGUGCUCUACACGCGAGUUCGCACACAUGUCAAGAUACCGGAGUUAGAGCGAAUUGUUGAGGAAAUAAUAGUAACCACGUUUGAAAAGCUGGACCAAUUAGCAGGUGACAAAGGGUUUACGGUUGUGAUGGACGUGUCCGGUGCCGGUCUGUCCAAUGUUGACAUGCGUGCCGUUAAGUUUAUGAUCAAGGUGAUGCGUCAAUACUACCCUGAGUCAUUACGAUGCGUACUAGUGGUCAAUCUACCCAUGCUUUUGGGCGCAUUC
Molecule: messenger RNA, 828 nt
Organism: Medioppia subpectinata
Lineage: Eukaryota; Metazoa; Arthropoda; Arachnida; Sarcoptiformes; Oppiidae
Source: the annotation of a GenBank genome assembly